UCGCCCAAUUCUUGGCCGGCCACCGCCGCCACCCAUCUCUUCUUCCUCCUCUCCGCGAUUCCGCCGUCUUUCUCCAGCAGUGCUGCCACAGGAGAAUUCGGCCGGCGACGAGGAGGCGCAGGUCGGCGGGGAAGCCUACAGGGGAGCCGCAGCCACGCCGGCGAACAAUCCGCCGUCACCUCCUCCUCCUCUCCGCGAUUCUUUCUCCAGCAGUGCCGCCACACGAGAAGAGCAGGAAGCCUCACAGGGCCGGCGACGCCAGCUCAUUGAGUUUCUCCAUGGAGGCCAACAACAAUAAUAACAGCUGCCAGAGCCAGAGCCAACAACUGGAGGAUGAAGAUAGGCUCAGCAUGCUGACUGAUGAUAUUUUACUGUCUAUCUUGGGGAGAGUCAGUACACGUCUGGCUGCAACGACAUGUGUGCUCUCUACACGGUGGAGGCAUUUGCCUUGGUUGCUGCCUGAAGUAGACAUCGAUGUCAAGGAUUUCCUAUCUGUUACACGCCCUGACCCUGUCGAGGCAAAUGAUAUGGAGAAAGCUAUGGUGUCUUUGACCAAAGCAGCCAGGAGUUUCUUGGCUGAUCAUCAGAGAGGAUCCACCAUCUCAAGUCUGCAUCUUAAGCUCUAUUUAAUCAACACUUUCUUGUGCGAAGUUGGCCCGCUAAUAUGUGACGCAGUCGACAGCCGUUUGCUGAAAGAGUUGGAUCUCUCCGUUCUUGACGAGACGGAUAUUUUGGACUAUUGUGAGGAGGAUAUGCUGCAGCGAGCUCAAGAAAUUGAUGCUUUUUUCAGUGCCUACCCUAGUGUGCCCCACUGCCUCACAAAGCUCACUCUAUAUAAUGUAGGCUUUGACAAAUUGGACAUGCAUCAUGUCUUGUUUGACUGCUGCAACCAACUGAAGCAUCUAAUACUUAUACAUUCUGAUAGUGGUGCCAACUCCCUCUUUAAGAUUGAUGCACCAAACUCAAACCUCUGUGUUCUAAAUAUCUACAAGUGUCGCUUUGAGAUAAUUGAGGUUAUCUGCCUUCCGAAAUUAGAGAAGUUCUUAUGGAGUACUUGGGUAUCUGAGUAUGCCCCAGUAACCUUUGGUUUUGUUCCAUCUCUUGGGGAAUUAGAACUCUCAUGUGGUUCAUCAUAUGAUCAAUGUGAAUUUAAAUUAAGCGAGCUUCUACAUGGAGUAACAGGCCUACAUACUCUCACACUGGAUUUCCAAGGAGAAAAUCUUUGGUUGCAACCUGAGAUUGAGGGACUCUUCACCGCUUUCAACAAGCUAAGGAAGCUGUCAAUACGUGGUAUCUUUGUUGAAUUUGACAUUUUAUGGACGAUGGCCUUUCUUGUCGCAGCACCAUCUAUCGAAAUAUUACAUAUCGAGGUAUGGGAACAUUCAUGCGAUAUAGGCGAUACCAGACUCGACUCCUACCCAGAGAGAAGGACACCUCAGUGGGAAAUGCGACUCGGCGGCUCCGAGAACAGGCUUCUGAAGAAUCUGGAAUUCACUGGCUUUAAAUCACUAGAGCAGCAGUUUACAUUCAUAAGAUGUGUGUUGGAGCGAUCUCCCAACAUGCAGAAGAUAGUUUUGAGAGGAGAUGAGCAAUGCAAGUACUGUGACGCCCUUGAGGAAUCACCUCGUCCUUCGAAAUUUCCAAAGAAUAAAGUUGAGCAAGAAAUGGUGGUUAAGCAAAUUAGACAUGGCACAUUCUCGCCAGAGAUAAUUUUUAAAGAAUGACAUGUGCUGUAAUAAUAUACUAGUACCUCCGUUCCAAAUUGUAAGAUGUUUUGGUAUGCUAA
Messenger RNA from Lolium rigidum, 1786 nucleotides. Its product is annotated as putative FBD-associated F-box protein At5g56820. Lineage: Eukaryota; Viridiplantae; Streptophyta; Magnoliopsida; Poales; Poaceae. The coding region runs from base 279 to 1724 and encodes 481 amino acids. The record is from RefSeq and is a predicted model, not a curated record. The transcript has 5 exons. Gene Ontology annotation, molecular function: protein binding.